Molecule: messenger RNA, 1065 nt
Organism: Insectozyma verbasci
Lineage: Eukaryota; Fungi; Ascomycota; Pichiomycetes; Serinales; Debaryomycetaceae
Source: the annotation of a GenBank genome assembly
AUGUCUUCAAUUGCAUUUGGAAGGAUCUCAAAAACUUAUAAUAAAUCAUUCUUGGUUAAAUCGUUGACUGCUUUAGCUGGUGCUUCAGCAAUUGCAACUUACUUUUAUCAAAAUAAUAAUAAUAAUAAUAACAAACAUAAAGAUAAAGGUCCAUUAUUAGGAUUAUUAGGAUUUAAUGGUGAUAUCAAUGUAAGAAAAUCUCGUGUUCCAGAUGGUAAAGGAUUCAAAGAUUAUCAAAAAGUUUAUAAUGAAAUUGCUCAAAAAUUGGAAGAUCAUCCAGAAUGGGAUGAAUAUGAUGGUUAUUAUGGAGUUUUAUUAAGAUUAUCAUGGCAUUCAUCAGGUACAUAUUCAAAAGAUUCAAAUACUGGUGGUUCAUUUGGUGGUACAAUGAUCUAUGGACCUGAAAAAGAUGAUAAAGAAAAUAAAGGUUUAACAAAUGGCCAAGAUUUCUUAGAACCAUUAUUGAAAAAAUAUCCAUGGAUAUCUCGUGGUGAUUUAUGGACUCUUGGUGGUGUUUGUGCUGUACAAGAAUCUGGUGGUCCAAAAAUUAAAUGGUUACCAGGUAGACAAAAUGAUGAUACUGGAAAACAUGUACCUGAAAAUGGUUUACUUCCUGAUGCUUCAAGAGAUGGACCAUAUGUUAGAAAAGUUUUUAACAGAAUUGGAUUUAAUGAUAGAGAAACAGUUGCUUUAAUUGGUGCUCAUUGUUUAGGAAGAUGUCACAGAGAGUAUUCUGGAUUUUUAGGACCAUGGACCAGCAGCCCUUCUACAUUUUCUAAUCUAUUCUAUACUGAAUUAUUAGGAAAAUGGCAUGUUAAAAAAUGGGAUGGUCCAAAACAAUACGAAGAUGAAGAAACUAGUAAUUUAAUGAUGCUACCAACUGAUAUGUCAUUAAAAGAAGAGCCGUAUUUUGUGAAAUAUGUUAAAAUGUAUGCUGAUGAUGAAGAGUUAUUCUUUAAAGAUUUUGCUGAAGCUUAUGCUAAAUUGAUUUCUAAUGGUGUAACAUAUCCAAAAGAUGAAAAACCUUAUAUAUUUAAAACAUUAGACGAGCAAGAAGAAAAUUAA